Aspergillus campestris IBT 28561 is the source of this 1986-nucleotide messenger RNA. Its product is annotated as phenylalanine ammonia-lyase. Bases 1 to 1986 code for a protein of 661 amino acids. Gene Ontology annotation, molecular function: ammonia-lyase activity. Gene Ontology annotation, cellular component: cytoplasm. NCBI's taxonomy places the organism in Eukaryota, Fungi, Ascomycota, Eurotiomycetes, Eurotiales, Aspergillaceae. The record is from RefSeq and is a predicted model, not a curated record. Gene Ontology annotation, biological process: L-phenylalanine catabolic process. The transcript is spliced from 2 exons.
AUGGUAUCUAGACUUAAAGAGCUGGUUCAGUCGCAGGAGUCGUCUCCCGUUGUGUUGGACGGGCAGUCUCUCGACGUGAGUGCCGUCGUCGCUGUUGCGAGACACAACUGCACCGCAACAAUAACAACCAACUUCACAGUCUACCAAGCCAUACAAUCCAGCGUCAACCAACUAAAUACCCGCCUAGCAAACGGCGCCACAGUCUACGGCGUCAACACCGGCUUCGGCGGCAGCGCAGACACCCGCACGACAGACCACCGCGCCUUACAAAAGGCACUAAUCCAGCAUCACAACGCGGGCAUAGUCUUGCCCAAUAACAAUGGCCUAGGCGACUGCAGCCACAACCACCGCAUGCCCGUACCGAUCGUGCGGGCUGCAAUGCUAACGCGGUGUAACUCCCUGCUGCGCGGGCAUUCAGCCGUGCGUCUUGAGGUCGUCGAAACUAUACUUACUUUCCUGCGUCACUCAAUGACGCCUGUUGUGCCCCUGCGGGGGAGUAUUUCUGCCUCCGGGGACCUUACUCCGUUGGCGUACAUCGCGGGUGCAUUAGAGGGAAACCCCGAUAUUGCUGUCCACUGUGGAAAGGACGCGCGGGUUAUCCCAGCCGAUGAGGCGCUGCGCGAGCUCGGUCUGCAGCCGCUGGAUUUUGGACCGAAGGAGGGUCUGGGUCUGUUGAACGGGACUGCCUUCAGCGGUGGUGCGGCUAGUCUGGUGGUGUUUGACGCUACGCGUCUGCUCUCGCUGUCGCAGAUGAUGACUGCUAUGGCGACGGAGGCGCUGGGCGGCAUGGCGUCUAACUACCACCCGUUCAUAUCCCUAGCAAGACCCCAUCAAGGGCAGAUGGAAGCCGCGGCGAACAUAUUCCGGUUCUUGGCCGACUCGCGCCUCGCAACUAUCUCCGCAGGGCCGGAACACACCGGGCUAGCACAAGACCGGUACGCCCUAAGAACGUCUCCCCAGUGGAUCGGACCCCAGAUCGAGUCCAUGGCGCUGGCACUCCGGCAAGUCCGCACAGAGCUCAAUUCCACCACCGACAACCCGCUCGUUGACCCCGAGAACGGCGCAAUACACCACGGGGGCAACUUCCAAGCUGCGUCGAUUACAUCGGCGAUGGAGAAGACGACGAGCGCGGUGCAGAUGAUUGGGAGGAUGAUCUUCGCGCAGUGCUCGGAGCUGAUCAACCCUGUGCUGAGCAACGGGCUGCCGCCGAACUUGAGCGUGGAUGACCCGAGCUUGUCGUUUGCGUUCAAGGGGGUAGAUAUUAAUAUGGCGUCGUAUGUCUCUGAGCUGGGGUACUUGAAUCAUCCCGUUAGCAACCAUGUCCAGUCUGCAGAGAUGCAUAACCAGGGGCUGAACUCGCUUGCCUUGAUUGGAUGUCGCUAUGCCGCUGAGGCUGUCGACGUGCUGUCGCUUAUGACCGCGACGUAUCUGUAUGUGCUGUGCCAGGCGCUGGACCUCCGUGCGUUACACACUGAAUUCGUCCGCGAUGUCCGCGGGAAAAUUGAGUCUGUAACGGCUGAGCUUUGCCAUGUGGGCGACUCCCAGCGCCUGUGGGAUGAACUGCUCGACCACUGGCGCCGGCACAGCACCAGCGAUUUGAAAGACCGCGCGGUCCAGACGGCGAAUAGCUCUGUGGGGCUGCUCUUGGAUUUAAUGGCUGCUAACAGCAAUCGCAUCGCUGCGGACGAGGUGGCUCGAGAAUGGAAGACUCAGAUGGCGAGAACCCUCGCGGAUAGUUAUACCGCCACGCGGACUGGAUUUCUUGAAAAUCCUACGACGAAGAACUAUCUGUGCAGUGCGUCGCGGAGACUUUACGGCAUUGUCCGUGAUGAGCUCGAUGUGCCGCUGCAUCGGGGCCUCGAAGACCAUCCUACUUAUGAUCGGGAGCGUAUGAAGGGCAAGAAGAGUAUCGGGUCGCGUAUCACCACCGUUUAUACUGCCGUCCGAGACGGGCGUUUUGAUGAUGUAUUGGCCACCUUUUUUUGA